Messenger RNA from Setaria italica (foxtail millet), 1324 nucleotides. Its product is annotated as dipeptidyl aminopeptidase BI. Gene Ontology annotation, molecular function: serine-type endopeptidase activity. Bases 325 to 822 code for a protein of 165 amino acids. The record is from RefSeq and is a predicted model, not a curated record. NCBI's taxonomy places the organism in Eukaryota, Viridiplantae, Streptophyta, Magnoliopsida, Poales, Poaceae. The transcript has 4 exons. Gene Ontology annotation, cellular component: cytosol. Gene Ontology annotation, biological process: proteolysis.
UGUGGAUCCUGAGGAGUCUGAGUUUCAUUCAUCUGUUCUUCGAUUUCAUUAUAGCUCAAUGAGGACCCCGCCCUCUGUUUACGACUAUGAUAUGGAUUCAGUGGUGUCAGUGCUGAAGAAGAUUAAACCCAUAAGGUUUUAGGUGGAUUUGACGCAUCAAAUUAUGUAACAGAAAGGAAAUGGGCUGCUGCUGCCGAUGGCACUCAGAUCCCGAUGUCCGUUCUGUACAGUUCUAAAUGUCCAUAGGUUUUAGGUGGAUUUGACGCAUCAAAUUAUGUAACAGAAAGGAAAUGGGCUGCUGCUGCCGAUGGCACUCAGAUCCCGAUGUCCGUUCUGUACAGAAAAGAUCUUGUGAAGCUUGAUGGCUCAGACCCAAUGCUGCUAUAUGGCUAUGGCUCCUACGAGAUUUGCAUUGACCCGAGUUUCAGAGGAUCCAGAUUAUCUCUGGUAGAUAGGGGUUUUAUAUAUGUGAUAGCUCAUAUUCGUGGUGGUGGUGAAAUGGGCCGGAAGUGGUUUGAGGAUGGGAAGCUUUUGAAGAAGAAGAAUACUUUUACUGAUUUCAUUGAUUGUGCCGAGCACUUGAUAAAAAACAAAUACUGUUCCAAGGAAAAGCUUUGCAUCAAUGGAAGAAGUGCAGGUGGCCUACUGAUGGGUGCUGUCCUAAAUAUGAGGCCUGACUUAUUCAAGGCUGCUGUUGCCGGAGUCCCUUUUGUUGAUGUUGUCACAACUAUGCUUGAUCCAACUAUCCCACUGAAACAGCUGAAUGGGAGCUGUGCAAUUGAGAGGAGCAGAGGUGCAGGACAUGGCUUGAAUGGCCCGUGAGGGAGAUGGAUUCGGAGGAGUCCAUGCUGGAUUUGUGGCUCGGGUAGGAGGAGCGGCUGAGGAGAUGGCGUGCUUUGGUAUGUUGGAGAUGCAGCAAAAUUUGAUGGAGAGAGAUGAGGUCAUGGCGGUGAUGUUGGAGCUUGGGGAUUUUGGAGAUGGUCGUAUGGUCUGUUCUGUGUUUGGUUUCAUGACAAAGUGGGGAUACGCUCGCAGCUGAAGUAAGAAAUUGGCCACUGAAUUUAACUUGCUUCAUACUGUAGUGACAAAGGAGAGCAGGAGAUGGCCAAACAAAUGAGCUCAAGAGGUGGCCAACAACAUAUUUUUACAACGAUCUCCACUUUGGCUUUUUGAUGCUACGUACCAUUCUAAAACCAACACUCAAAGAGUUAUUUAGCUCAGUGCCUCUGCAAAAUUCCUGGCUGAUUGAUUGAGGAUUGAUUCAUGUGUUUUUUCUACCUGUUAGUUUGCAAUGUGAUACCCUGGACUCUCUAUCAUGAUCUGC